Molecule: messenger RNA, 867 nt
Organism: Prorocentrum cordatum
Lineage: Eukaryota; Dinophyceae; Prorocentrales; Prorocentraceae
Source: the annotation of a GenBank genome assembly
AUGCCAAGUACACGCUGGAGCAUGCACAUGUGCACCUUCGAGAUACGCUGUCGCAGGACGGUCUCGGCCGCUACUCCCGCCGCGCGCGAUCUGGGCCAGCAGCUUUCGGAGGGAGGCCGCGGGAGCAGGAGGGGUAUGCCGAUCAAGCAGGAGGUCGUUGAGCAGCUGACAGGGAAGUGGCAGAUCGGCCUCUUCGAAGCGCCCAUCAAGGCCCCGCACUGGUGCCUUGCGGGGUGCUGCUGUUGCUGCUGCAUGGUGGGCAAGCAGCGUGGCGACAUCCUGGAAGUCAUCGGCGAGCCGUACGUGUGCUGCGGCGGCAUGUUCCCCUGCGGCCCCCUAAGCGAGCCGCAGGACCAGAACUGCAUGUGGGCCGAGGCAUUCUGCUGCACCAGCUGCGCGAUCUCCGCCAACCGCUUCCUCAUCCAGACCCGAUUCGACAGGGAGAACACCUGCUGCGACGACUGCAUCUUGUGGACCGUGUGCCUGGCCUCCUGGGCCGUGUGCCUCGUCCAGUGCGUCGGCUUCGACGUCCCCCAGGAGGUCGAGAACGUGGUCGACUGCAUGGUCAUGAGCGUGAACGGCUGCAUGCUGGCCCAGCAGCAGCACGAGCUCGAGCACGUGAGGAGCACGGGCUUCACUGGCGUCAACCCGGCCAUCAAGUGCAUGCUCGCCCCGAAUCAGCAGCACAUGAUCUCGCAGGGCGGAGCGGGGAUGGCGAUGGCCGCUGGCGCGGCCGUCGGCGGAGGGGCGGGGGGCGCCGUCGGGUACAGCGCCUACGGCGGCCAGCCGGGCUACGGGAAGCCACAGCAGCAGACCAUCGGCCAGCCACUCGCGAAUGGCAUCGUGCAGGGCCACGUCGUCCGCUGA